CAUAAUAAUACUCACAAAUUACUCCACCAAUAUAAAACCUUCUAGACGAUCCUUAAUCCAUAAGCAAACGACUCGUACCUCCGCGUUUCAUCAGUGUAGCAGGUACAAUUACAAAACACCUCUUCCUCUUCCUCAUCCUUCAUUCUGUUUCUCUCUCGUCAUCUAAUUCUUCCAUCACAUUCAAUCACUAUUAAGAUUCAUAAACCUCCAGCGAAGCCUUGCCUUUUGAUCCGAUCUUCCUCCGCCUCCGCCCUCCAUCAUGUCGAUGCUUGAUUCUUUUUUCAACAAGGGCUUUAAAGGAGCUAAAUGUAAAACUCUUCUGAAAUUGACAAUUCCACGGAUAAAGUUGCUUAGGAACAGGAGAGAGAUUCAGAUUAGGCAGAUGCGCCGCAACAUAGCCAACCUUCUUGAGACUGGUCAAGAAGCCACUGCUCGCAUCCGGGUGGAACAUAUAAUAAGAGAAGAGAACAUGAUGGCUGCUCAAGAGAUUCUUGAGCUGUUUUGUGAACUUAUUGCUGUCCGCCUUCCAAUCAUUGAAACACAAAGGGAAUGCCCUCUUGACUUGAAAGAAGCGAUCUCCAGUGUGUGUUUUGCUGCACCGAGAUGUGCUGAUCUACCAGAGUUGCUGCAGGUGCAGAUGCUGUUCGCUUCCAAAUACGGCAAGGAAUUUGUAUCGGGUGCAACUGAGCUCAUGCCAGAUUGUGGUGUUAAUCGCCAGUUAAUAGAAUUAUUAUCUAUACGUGCUCCUUCAUCUGAGAAAAAGCUCAAACUUCUUAAAGAAAUUGCUGAAGAGCAUGAGUUAGAUUGGGAUCCAGCUGCCACUGAAACUGAGCUUUUCAAACCGCAAGAAGAUCUAUUGAAUGGGCCAACACAGUUUGUCAGUGGGUCUAAGCUUCCCCUUCCCAAAGAGAAACACGAUGAAACAUUAACUUCUGUCCCUGAUCAAGCUCACCAUGAACAGCCUGAUUCUGAUACAAGAUUGGAGAUGUUAGAAUUUCCUGAAGUUCCUAAGAUGGCAAUACAGCCAAAUAUAAAUACGUUAGCUACACCAAUAACUCCAUCACUGCCAGCUGCCCCACCCCCUGAAGUUGAUCAUGAAUCAUUGCGACAAUAUGGAGCUACUCAAAAUUUGUCACAAGAGCUGCACUUGGAACCUGAGGAGGUGACGCAAGAAAGAUCAGUGGCUAACAGUGAGGAAAUACCCCAAAAUUCUGUUAGUACCAAAGAAGACAGACAGUUUGUGCCAUUCAUUGCUCCCCCAUCACUAUCUCCCGUAUCAUUUUCUGCAAAACAGAGUGAUCCACCUGUCACAGUUUCGAGAAAAAAAAGUGAAACCAAUGUGGAUUUGCAGGAUGUUUUGGCUGCCACACAUACAGCUGCUGAAAGUGCAGAGCGUGCAGCAUCAGCAGCUCGCUCAGCUGCUAGUCUUGCUCAGAUUAGAAUUUCUGAGUUAACUAAGAAAAAGAAUGAUGAAGACUCUGUGGGUGACUCUGAGAACCCAUUUCAUAUAGAUGGCCCUGAACAAUCAGCUACAAAAGAGAAGCCACAUCUUGAUCAAAAAAAUUCUAUGAAUGAUCCUGAUUGUGUUCUAUAUUCUCCGGACUCCCAUCAAGUUCAUGAAGGGAACAGGGCACACGAGUCAUCUGAUCUUCCUUCAAUCGACAAACUCAAAUUUGAUUUUGACUCUCCUCCUUCCAAUGAUCAAAUAUUUGAUCAGGAACAUGUUAGUCACCAGCCGCAGAGAUUGCCUUCAAUGGAUGAUGAGUCGUAUUUUUCAUACCCGAAUUUGUUUGCAUCACAAAACUCAAAUCUUGGAUCUGUUACUCAUUCUUUUCCAGAUACUUCCAGAUCCAACAAUCAGCCUAAGAAAAAAACUCAUGCAGCUUGUUGUGCAGUAAAAAUCUCCAGCCUGGGAUGUGCCUUUGUUCGGAGCGAACAUCAAGUCGGGAGCGAAGAUGAACAACGAAGAGCACAAAUGAUUAGCACAUGUGUGCGAGCAAGGGGGUCUACCACGUGA
Messenger RNA from Pistacia vera, 2017 nucleotides. RefSeq names its product IST1 homolog. NCBI's taxonomy places the organism in Eukaryota, Viridiplantae, Streptophyta, Magnoliopsida, Sapindales, Anacardiaceae. Gene Ontology annotation, biological process: protein transport. The transcript has 7 exons. The record is from RefSeq and is a predicted model, not a curated record. Bases 260 to 2017 code for a protein of 585 amino acids.